Molecule: messenger RNA, 12097 nt
Organism: Diachasmimorpha longicaudata
Lineage: Eukaryota; Metazoa; Arthropoda; Insecta; Hymenoptera; Braconidae
Gene: DCTN1-p150
Product: transcriptional regulator ATRX-like
Exons: 20
Coding region: 69-11795 (3908 amino acids)
Cellular component (GO): nucleus
Molecular function (GO): ATP-dependent chromatin remodeler activity; ATP binding; ATP hydrolysis activity
Source: RefSeq, a predicted model, not a curated record
GUCAGUGCGGUAAGCGAACCCGUUCGCCACUCCUGUCAGUCGAUUUUAUGUUGUUCUCUUGAUGAAACAUGUCAUUGAGAGUUGGAGCAAGGGUUGAAAUAAGUGGGAAGGACUGCCAGGGUGAAAUUGCCUGGAUCGGACAUCCAUCCUUUGCGGCUGGCAAAUGGAUUGGGGUUAUUCUGGAUGAGCCGAAGGGGAAGAACAAUGGGACGAUCAAAGACAAAUCGUACUUUCAGUGUGCAGAGAAUCAUGGAAUGUUCGUACGCCAGAGCCAGGUGGUGCUUUUGGACAGCGCUGGGAACAGGCAGGAUCCAACAAGCCCCAGCUCGGCUGGAAGUGCUGCAACCACUCCUGAUGAUGGGGCCGCCAGGGCCCGAAGUCGACUCAACAGCACAAGCAUCCGCAGGAGAAACGAGCCCACCGCCGUUAGGAGAAAAACAUCUCCCGCCCAACCUAGUCGUCAGCAUACCGAGAAACUCGCUGGUUCGAGGCUGUCCUUGGCGGGCAGCAGAACUCAAUUGAGCACCCAGAGUAUAGAGAACCUUACAGGUUCAAUUCACGAGAGGAAAGAUGCCAUUGAAUCUGGAAUUCCAGUUCCAACUACUGUAAAACGUGCGUCAUUCGUGGAGAGGUCCCCUAGCACGAGCUCGCCUACCGGCAAAAGGGCAAAGGCUCAAGACGAUCGCAAUAAUACCGGAUUUGUGGAAACUCUGAAGCCACACUUUGUGCCUGGACAAGCUAUGGCUGGCUCCAUGUCCAGUGCCUCCAAUAUCGAGGAGAAACUCAGUCAUCUUCAGCUUGUUCAGGAGAAUGAGAAUUUGAAAGCACAGGUCAGUGAUUUAUCUGAGAAAGUGGAAACACUUAGGGUGAAGAGGAUGCAGGACAAGGAACGCAUGAAGGAUUUCGAGAAGACAAAACUUCAAUUUGAACAAUUGCUGGAAUUCAAGUCGAAGGUUAUGGAGAGCCAAGCUAGCCUCCAACGAGAGCUCCAAAGAGCUCGUCAAGAAGCCCGCGAGGCUCAGCACGCGAAGACUGUUUACCAAGAAGAAAUGGCAGACCUCUCAGAAACCGUAGAAAUGGCAACUCUCGAUAAAGAGAUGGCCGAAGAAAAAGCAGAGACUCUCCAGAUCGAGUUGGAGCAGCUGAAAGAAAAAUUGGAGGAGAAAACUCUUGAUUUGGAAAUCUUGAGAACAGAAAUGUCCGAGAGAACUGGUGGUCCAGUAUCCUCAGGAGCACCAUCGAGUUUCGAAGUAAAACAACUAGAACAGCAGAACACUCGUCUCCGAGAUACUUUAGUGAAAAUGCGAGAUUUGUCAGCCCACGAGAAACACGAGUUCCAGAAGCUCCAGAAGGAUUUAGAUCAGAAGAAAUCGGAAAUUCUAGAGCUGGGAAGAACCAAGGAGAAACUAUCAGCUAGAGUCGAGGAGAUGGAGCAUCAGAUAGCAGAUCUCCAGGAGCAGGUGGACGCAGCACUAGGCGCUGAGGAGAUGGUCGAGAUGUUAGGUGAGAGAAAGAUGGCUCUUGAAGAACGCGUGGCACAACUGGAAGAGGCAGUUUCUGAUCUUGAACAGCUCCAGGAUAUGUCAGAUCAAUUGGCAGAGUCCUCGAAAGAACUGGAACUGGAAUUACGUGAGGAAUUGGAUAUGGCAUUGGCAGCAUCACGUGACGCCCAGCGCCACAAGGACGCAGCUUUAGAGACAUUGGCAGAUCGUGAGAUGACAAUUACAAAAUUCCGGGAACUGACAAAUCAACUGCAGGAGCAAUGCCUCCAGCUCCAAAAUCGUGUGCAAUUGACAGAAUCCUCUCAAUCAGGGGGCCCGGACCAGCAACUGGCUGAGAUCCUCGAUUUCCAGAAGACAUUUGCUGAGUCUCGAGCACAAACGAAAGCUGUUGAUCUCGAGCUGAGACGUUUAGAUGCCGAGGAAGCUAGAAAUCACGUUAAAUAUCUCCUCUCCUUCAUGCCUCCAGCCUUCCUAACUCGAGGAAACGAUCACGACGCUAUCAUGACACUUUUACUCAUUCCCCGGAUGAUCCAGAAGACCGAAAUAAUAAUCUCCCAGGUCAGGGAUAAAUACAAUGCAAUAGACAAAGUCGAUAAGUCUGGAUUGUUGAAGGGGCAUUCAGUCGCUCAGUAUGCGUUUAGAAGUCGUCUUUGUGGCCAUAUGUACGCUCUCCAGACAUCCCUAGGUAGUUUCGAAUCCAGUUUGAACGUAUGUUCACCGGAGGUUCUUCUCAAGGUGGGUGCAGCCUAUCCUGAGAUGGCAGCCCAGGAAAAAUCCCUGGACUUCUUAAUUCAACUCGCCAAAAAGGACCAGCUGGAUGAAAAUGUACCGAUGGAUGGCAUUGAGAAGUGUUGUACCUACUUCUCCAACAUGUACCCAGUAAUGUUUGGGGACAAUACUUUAGCUAAUCAGGCGAAAAUGGUGAUAAAUGGCACGAGGACUCUGGGAAGUCUUUGCAAUGCAAUUGUCACAGAGGCAACAUCAGUCAAAGCUCUUCUUGAAGGAGAGGGUGGGGAUAUUGGGCUUCUCUGUCAACAUAUCGAAACCACAGGUGAGGUAAUACAGAAUAAUCUCAACUCAGCACGACGCAGGGUACCUAGGGACCACACGAACACAACCACUACUGGAUUGAACCUAGGACUCGACAAAGACUGGCCCGAGCAGUUCGCCAAUUGCUACCAGAGCGCAGUCAAGAUCACCAAGACCCUGCAGGAUCUAUUGAAGACAGCUCUUCAAACCAUUAUCACUAAUGGAGAUCUAGACACUGGAUUGACUGCUGAAAAGCUCAAAGAAAUGGCAGCAAUGUCCACGGAGAGGAUCUACGAUACUGAAGAUCUUGGUCCAGUGGCCACUGUCAAGGGAAGCUUAACUAUUGUCCACCAAAUGGCGACAAAUUUGGCCCAGAAGAUGGCAGAAUGCGAGAAUGAACUGGCAAUCGCUGGCAAUACAGCCCAGACAGCUGACGCCAAUGCUGAUGUCAUUUCGCCCAUUCAGUUGAGAGCUCAGGUGGUUCGAAAGGAGUCUGAGGAGACGAAGAUCCUGGCCAGAAAACUUGAGACGAGAGACGUCGAUAUUCGGGAAGCUAGACUAGCUCUUCGAGAAAAACAAGAGGAACUAUCGGAGAUGGUAUUGAGAAAAGAACUCGCUGAAAAGAAACUGGCGACCCAACAGCAUGAUCACGAGAUGAAUAUCGAUAAACUGAAGCGAAAACUCGAGGAGGCGCAGAAUCAAUUGAAACGAAAGGAAAAGGAGUUCGAGGAGACUAUGGAUCAUUUGCAGACGGAUAUUGAUAGUUUGGAAUCGGAGAAGGGACAGUUGAAGGAGAAGUUGAAGUCGAUUGGCAAGAAGGUGACAACUCCCGUAACUGGAAUACCUUCUGGAGCGGAGGGUUCGAUGAAUGUUUCAGCAGAGAGUGUACCACCAGGAAGUCCACUCGGUUAUGACAAUAAAUUAUUGGUGCAGGAGAUUGCUGCUUUGAAGGAGGCCCUCAACAAUGAGAACAGAAUAAAACGUAAAUUGCUUUCUGAAUCUCUGAGAAAUAAGUUAGCAUCUCUGGAGCCACUGCCAGUAGUUCCCCCAGUCAAGGUGGACUCUAAAAUCCAGGAACUGCAGCAGAAGAGGCUUCAACUGCUGAAGGACGUACAACAGGCGUUGGUUUAUCCUGUUGUUCCUGAUUUGAGUAGAACUCGGGCUGAUAAAGAGCCUCCAGUCUUGGAGAAGGCUACACCUGCUUAUGAACUCAUCAAGAGGCAGAUGACUAUGAAGGCGCUGAUGGGCAGGGCUGAGGAGCUUUCCAAUGAGGUCAGGGAGGCUGCCAUCCGCAGGACUUUGGGGGGAAGGGCUCCUGCCAGUUUUGCCGUAUUUCCGAAUAAAGAAAUGUCAGCUGCUAUGAAGGAGAGGGACUGCCUGAUGGCAGCCAAGAUUUGUAUUCCCUACGAGGGGCCUUCUGCUGCACACAAUAUCAACGUUGGCACCGACGAAUUACGCAAGAUUCACUCGCUUCUGUGUUAUUUAAAAGAGAAACCACGUGAUGCUUUAACAUUAAAUGCUCUGUUGAGGAAUUUUAAUGAGUGGUCAACUGAUUUCGACUCUUCGGAAUGUAUUUAUUUGCCUGUGUUCAGAUACACACAUGUGUAUCUCGCUUCCGACCGCCACCAUUCGCGAAACUCUGGCGCUACAAUCGAAACGAACAUGGCUGGCGUUGGAGCGAAAAAAGAAGAGAUGUCGGAGGCAACAGUUACCAGUGAGGAAUCUGCGUAUCGAGCUAAAUACUACAAAAGUGUCACAUCGGUGUCAAAACAAGAGGUGUUCUGCUCGUCGUGUGGUAAUAUUAUCAGUAAUCACAACUAUCAUGCGCAUCCUAUUUUAGAGAUUCUACAGUGUCAGGCCUGUAGUGACGUGUUCCGUGGUCUUACGUCUCGUGUGAAGGGCAAAGCUUGGAAAAAGAGAUGCCUGAUGUGUGGAUCUGACCAAUGUCAAACCCUAUUUCCAUGCCCAGUGAAAGAUUGUCCGUACUCAUUCUGCAAGAACUGCAUCAAAAGGAAUGCAGCAAGUGCACUUCUGGUGGCAGACAUGAAAAACUGGAAGUGCUUCGUCUGCCGAACAAAUCCACUAUGGGAGGCACGAGGCAUCUGCGUCACCCUUAUGUCAGCAUCCUCCAGAAGGAGGAAAAAACUAAAAACGGUACGUGAAGAAUCCUCCGAAGACGACGACUUUGAUGAUAUAAAAACUCAAAUGUUGUCUAAAAAGACCUCUAGAGUAUCAAGAGUAUCAGAGUCCAAAUCCUCAUCGAAUGUUCGAAGAAGAAGACCCUUACGAAAUUCCUCAAAGUCAGGGGUGAAUGAAAUUCAUGAAGAAAGUGACAAUGAUAUCGAAAUGGUAUCGGUAGUAAAGUUGGCGAAGUCGUCUCAACAGAGGACAACGAAAACCUUGAAUAGAAAAGACUCCCCGGAAAGGAGUUCCGUCGAGAGGAAUACGACUCCAGAGCCAUCGGGACAUCAGAGCAAAUCCGCUUUCCCUAUUUCGAGGAGGAAGAUUCGAGCAGGAUCCACAGACUCGAAGAAGGGCACACAAAAAUUCACUCAGCAUUUAGAAAAGUUUAAACGACAAAAUUCAGACUCGUCAUCUGGAAAAGAGUUUACACAAAAGAAAAUUAUCAGGGAGAGUUACGUUACCCUUCAGAGGCUUUCAACACUCGAACAAGACUUUACUCAUUCCCCUGACGAGACUGACAGUCCUCAGGGAAUGGUAUUAUCUAAUCAACAGAUAUUCUCCCUGAAGUGCUCCAUCCAGGACUUCAUUCACAACCUAAAGUCGGCUUCCAAAAAGAUGAUUGAGGCUGCUGAUUCUCUUCAAAGGCAGUACUCUCAGAAGGAGACGAUCAGACCCGCGGAGGCGACCAAGUGGAUAGUAGAGUGCAAAAGUACAGUUGCAUCCUUCAAAAAAAAGAUCGAUGACAAUGAGCACACCCUUGUCAACAAGUUUGGUAGCUGGUGUAAAAAGACAAAGAUCAAAAAUAUUUUUAUCAGUGCUAAUGGGAUCGAUGAAUCUGUGACACCAUCACGAACUGAUCUGCAUGAUAGAGGGAAGAGGCGAGGCAUUGUUCCUUCUUCGAGUGAUGAUGAUGAGAAGGAAACCACUGAUGACAGGAAGACAUCAUCGAUGUCGAAGACUCCGGAAGUGUCGGAUUGUGAAAGUGCUGAGAUAUUUACUCAGGAUGAAGAGGCUCACAGUAGUAAGACUAAGAGUAAAAGCAGAAGGCAGAGUAGGACUGAUAAAAUUCUUUCGCCAGUUGAUGAAGAGAUGAAUGGAGAUACGAGUGAUGCCGAGCAUCGGGAAUCCUCAUUACGUUCUUCUUCAGUGGUUUCAGACGUUAUCGUUGAGGCUAAUAGCAGUAAGAUAACGGGAACUGAUGCCGAAAAGUCUUCCAAUGAUGACAUGUUCGCCGAUUCAGAGGACGAGAGGAAAAGCCGUAAGACGGAGAGACAAGGUAAGACAGAAAAAAUUAGACAGCAAGAGGAAUUGAGUGAUUCUGCCAAUGCACAGGAAGAGGUCUUCGUCCCAGGCCCGAAGUGCAGCAAAAAAUCAAGGAAGAGCAUAGAAAAGGUGGGAAGUAUCACAUCUCGUGAAAAAUCAUCAGAUUCCUUGCUGCUCUGUGAAGACGAAAAUGACGAGAAGAAUAAUGAUAAAAAGAAGAACAAAAGGGCAACGUUAUCCGUAACUGACUCUGAGGAUGAUCAGAAAUCAAAGAGAAAACCCAGAACCAAAUCUUUAAAAUCAUCAGAGGGAAAGAAGAAGACUGAAUCUCAGGAAAAUAAGGAAAACAGAGGGAAACCACCAUCGUUGAUGGACUCCGAUACUUCAGCAGAUGAAGCCAAAAGGAAAAAAUCGAAGGCUGUGAGGAAUAGAAGCAAAGGCCAAUCACGAAUUUCCUCCGAUAACGAAAAAAUAAGCCGAUCUGAUAACAAAAAGAAAAAGAUGAAGGGAUCGACUCCAAUCAGCUCAGACGUUGAUGCGUCAAACGACGAUGGAAAAUUGGUUCAACCAGUCGAAGAGAAGUCUGACACUGUGGAAAUGACAAAUGAACCAUCUAGCCACCAACCUGAGUACUCUUCUGAACAAGAUCUAAGGAUGGAUCUGAGUGAUACACCUGAGAAGAAUGAAAAACCUUCAGCUGUUGGUGAAGAUAACAAUGCCCAUUCAGCUGCAGUCCCAGCAGAUGCAAAUACCGUAGAAGCAAAUAAAUCUAAAGACAAAAGUGGAAACGAAGGGAAAAAGAAAAAGAAGAAGUCCCAGGAAAAGAAACCUCUGUCCUCAGGGGUAUCUGAUGGUGAAAUAAACAGAUUAGGACUGAGUUCGGACUGUUCGUUUGUCACAAUAGAAGAGCCUAGUUCUCCAGGGGAUACAUCCAGCAAACGCAACGAUCCAGUUGCCGAGGCUCCUGACGAUACAGAGCUCGCCAUUAAUACGUCACCAAAUUCCAUCACAUCAGAGAUUCCUACAAUCGCAUUAGACCAAUCAGAAUCAGGCGAGAAGGAUCCAGAUGAGGCGGAGAAGCAGGCGAAGGCAAAUUUGCUUGAGAGUUCAUCUGAUUCUGAAGAUGAAGAUGAAGAUGAGAUUUCCGAACUAUUGGUUGAAAAAUCCAAGGAGCGUUUAAAAGAAUCUGAAUCUAAAGAGGAUAGUGGCACUGAAAAACCACCUGAAGAGUCAGAGGUGGAUGAUAAAUCUAAGAGGAAAGAUUCUGCCAAACUUGCUACUCAUGAUGAUGUAGCUAUGGAAGUUGUGAACGAGCGGGCUGGUUCAUCAAACGAGGACGAAGUUGUUGCAUUAGAUAAAGCUGAGAAAUCCAUUGAGGAACGGCCGUCGGAUUGUGAACGAAAAGCCAAGGAAGCCCUAUUGAACUCAGAUUCAUCGUCAGACGAUGAUCAGACGGAGGAAUCACCGGAAAAAUCAUCGUCAACGGGAGUACAAAUUGAGGAGACGACGAAAGACUCACUUCUUGAGCCAGACACUUCUUCAGAUAAAAUAUCAGAUGAUACUGCUUCCAAGGGGCAGAAGAAGGAAGCUUUGGCUUCAAGUCUCCCUGUGAAUGGUCCAGGCACUUCCAACACGAAGGAAACUGAUGAGAUUUCACAGAAAUCGGGAGAUGAGGUAGAACAUUCUGAUAAAAACUCUGAUGGACCCAAGGAGAACGAAAAAUCACAAUCAGGUUCUUCGAUAGCCGGAAAACCAUUAGAUCCCAAACUCAGUUCCGAAUCAAAAAAAUUAGGUAAUAAUACAAUGAGAGAUAUUAUGGAGGAAAUGGAAAUAUUGUCAGAUCAGGAAGAUGCGGAGGGAGAUAGUAAGGAGCUGAAACUUCCUCUGAAGAAGCCAGCACAUGCCAAGGAUGAAGAUUCCGAUAGUACGGCCUCCUCAACUCCACGGGUGAAAAAAAGAAAGCUCAGUAUAAGAAAUUCAGAAUUUUAUAAAAACGAUAAAAAACUCAGGAUGAAAUGCUCGGUGGUGGUGAACAGGCUCUCGAACAGUAUUCUCAGGCGUCAUGCAAGGGCAUUGAAAAAAUCUAAAGAGUAUCUUGAGGAUAAAAAAUUCAAAAGCUUAACAGCUCUAGAUGGCCUGGAGAGGAGCCGUAAGCGGCAGAAGGGGAAUACCUCGGAUGUUUCAGACACAUCGAUCAUAAGAUCAAAAAAGAAGACGCUUAAAGAGGCUGAAGAUACCCUCGUGGAUCAUCUCAACGUGAACGGAGAGAAAAUUAACCCUGAUGACAGUUCCAGCAGUGACCAGGACACUGAGAAUCACGAAAAAUCACAGCCAUCUGGCGAUCUACAAUAUAACGCUGAGCGGCUUGCCAAGAGCACCCUGAUGGAGUCGUCGGACGAUGAUAAGGCCGCGGAAUUGUCCUCAGACGAUGAAUCAGUCAAAGAAAGCACGCAAAAAUCAGACCAAUCGAAGGAGAAGCCUUCCACAAGUGCGAGUACCUCCUCGAAGUCCAGCAAAGCAGAUUGGAAAAAGAGUAAACUCUUAACGAUGAAACUAUCCUCAUCAGACGAGGACGAAAAAUCCCGGAAGUUCGACAAGAAAGUUCAGAGGCUCUCCCAGAAGGACUCUGACAAUUCAGACUUUCAGGAUGACACCAAGAAGAAGAAGAAAGUGAGGAGACGCCGUUUAAAUUCGGACUCUGAUGUAAAAUUGACCGACGAGGAGCCCUCGAAUGAUUCCGAUGGCCCCAUAAAGUCCUCAAAAGCCGAAAAGAAAGGGAAGAAACGAUCGAAGAAGACGGACAACUCCUCUGAUUCCAGUGAAUCAUUAAAGAGCAAACGACCAAAGCCCAAAAGACGUAGAGUUCGAACAGCUGGGACUGAUAGUGACAGUGAUGCUGAGGAUAUUCCUAACUCCCAAGGAUCCCCUAAUAAGUCAGGAAGAAAAAACAUCAGGAGAGUUAUUAAGGACACGAAGGUAGCUGAUGACACUAAGCAGGCUGCCAAGCAGGAGGAGGAGCGGCUCAAGAGAAUGGCAGAGCGUCAGAAGCUUUAUAAUGAGAUGUACGAGGCUAGACUCGCUGGUGAGGAGAAGGUUGACAAGCUGAUUCUGGACUUCGAUGAGGAAUCCAAGGAGAUACUCCUCAGUGUGAACGAGGGAUUGGUCAAGAGGCUGAAGCCUCACCAAGCCCAGGGAAUUAAAUUCAUGUGGGACGCUUGCUUCGAGUCACUGGAACGAGCUAAAUCCACUUCAGGGUCUGGUUGUAUCCUCGCACAUUGCAUGGGUCUGGGAAAAUCCUUUCAGGCUGUGACAUUGACUCAUACCGUUCUGGUAAAUUCUGAAAAGACUGGUGUUCGUACUGUUCUGGUUGUGUGCCCCUUGAGUACAGUAUUGAAUUGGGUGAAUGAGUUUAAGAUUUGGCUGAAUGAGGUGAACGAUGGGGACGACGUGGAAGUAUACGAAUUAACCAAGUUCAAGCAGAACAAUGAAAGAAGAUUUCAGCUUGAACGUUGGCAGAGAACUGGCGGGGUCAUUAUUCUUGGCUACGAAAUGUACAGAAAUCUGUCGAACCCACCGAAAAAAGUAAACAAGAAAGUGAGGGAAUCAUUUUUCAAAUGUCUGGUUGAACCAGGACCUGAUUUAGUUAUCUGUGAUGAGGGGCACUUGUUGAAGAGUGAAACUACAGCGCUCAGCAAGGCAAUGAGUAAAAUAAAGACGCUUAGGAGAAUAGUAUUGACAGGUACACCGCUCCAGAAUAAUCUUACAGAGUAUCACUGCAUGGUGCAGUUCGUUAAGCCUAAUUUACUCGGUACUAAGAAGGAAUUUUUGAAUAGGUUCGUUAAUCCCAUUCAGAAUGGGCAGUUUGAUAAUUCCACUGAAUACGACGUUAAAUUGAUGAAAAAGAGGGCUCAUGUACUUCAUAAAAUGUUGGAGGGCAGUGUCCAGCGGUUUGACUACUCAGUACUGACUCCGUUCUUACCCCCUAAACAGGAAUACGUGAUAUUUGUCGAGCUGUCAGAUAUUCAAAUUAAAUUGUAUCAGUAUUACAUUGAUAAUCUAGCCAGGAAACACAGAGGAGUUGGUGGAUCACUAUUCGCUGAUUUUCAAGCACUUCAACGCAUCUGGACCCAUCCAAUCGCCAUUAAACUCAAUGCUGACAAGGCUGCUGAGAAGAAAACACGUGAGCUCAGUGACUCAGAGGGUUCGCUGAGGGAUUUCAUUGACGAUAACAGUGAUGAAGACAGCAGUGAUAGCAUUAGUACCAUUGGAUCGGCUGAUAGUUCAAAGAGUAAAAAGAGUGAUGUUGUUGUUAAACGUCAUACCAGGGGUAAUCCUGACGAGGAUGAAGUGGUGAUUGAGGAACCGCCACAGGAGCAGGAGUGGUGGACCCAGUUUGUCCAGGAAGAGCAUUUUGAAGACAUCAGAAUAUCAGCAAAACUACGGAUUCUGUUUGAGAUCCUCAAGGAGAGUGAGAACAUCGGUGAUAAAGUUCUUGUCUUCUCUCAAUCCCUGUACUCACUCACCCUGAUCGAAAGAUUUUUAGCUAUGAUUGACGAUGCGACACACAAUAAUUCUGACAAACCUUCGGAAUUGUUUGACAACCACACUGGCAGUUGGUCCCUGGGACUGGACUACUUUAGACUCGAUGGACAAACGACAACCGAAAACAGAAGUCUCUGGUGUAAAAUAUUCAACAGGCCAACCAAUACAAGAGCAAGAUUAUUCCUCAUAUCAACGAGAGCAGGUGGUCUUGGUAUCAAUUUGACAGCGGCCAACAGAGUUGUCAUUUUCGACGCUAGCUGGAAUCCAUCACACGACGUUCAGAGUAUAUUCAGAAUAUACAGAUUUGGACAGAAGAAACCGUGUUAUGUUUACAGGCUCCUGGCUGCGGGCACGAUGGAGGAGAAAAUUUACAACAGACAGGUGACGAAAUUAUCUCUGUCCUGUCGAGUUGUUGAUGAACAGCAGAUCGAGAGGCACUACACCCAUUCUGAUCUAGCUGAGUUGUAUACACUAGACUCCCCUCCGGAGAGACCGGAGAUCAUUGGUUGUCCGAAGGAUCGACUUCUUGCUGAGAUAUUCUCCAAGUACAAAGAUAUUGUUAUUAACUUCCACGAACACGACUCCUUGCUGGAGAAUAAAGCGGAUGAAGAAUUGGAUGAGGAGGAGAGAAAGCAAGCAUGGCUUGAGUACGAACAGGAGAAGGCUGGAAAGCCACCAGCGCAUCAAAUGAUGAACAUGGGCUUCAAUUACCAAGAUCAGAUGGCUCAGUACAAUCAACAGGUUGUCAAUACACUCGCCAAUGGCAACAAUAUGCACAUGGAACUCCUGAAUCUUCAGAAAUUGUAUGCUAAAGACUUUCCCAACAUGAGUCCUGAACAACAAAAAAUGAUGGCGACCAAGGCACUGAUGGAUAUGUACAAUUACAUGGAGACUCAAGCAGUUCUUUCCAGUAGGGUGGCACCUCAACUCAUGGGGACGCCUACACCGAGCUAUUCCAAUCCUACUAAUACUCUGGCUAAUCAGCUAGCUCAGGAGGCGUACACCAGGCACCACCAGCAGGCCAAACAAAUGACAGCUUAUCAGAAGCAGCUGCUUUAUGCUCAACAGUUUGGAAAUUUUAAAAGUAUAGCUGGAGGGCUUCAGAUAACUCCACAAAAUUCUAAUAUGUAUGGACAACAAACGGCCAUGGCGGGUAUGGCCGCUGCUUCCAGUGAUGGUGAUGUUAUUGAGGUAAUUCCCAAUCCAACACCAUCCAACAGCACAGCCCAGUCAUCAUCAGCUCAAAACAAACCCUCGAAGUAUCAAGAAGAGUAAUCAAGAGCUGACACGACACUAAUGAUAAAAUAAAUUACAAUUCAAAGAACUGCGGAGGUAAUGAACAAUUCUCCCCCAUAAGUUUCCUCCGACUUUUCUCAUUUAAAAAUAUGUCCUAAUGAAGGUUUAACUGUGACAGAAGAUUAGAUCAACUGAGGAAUAUUUUUUUUGUUUUGGAAGUAAUGGAGAACCUGUAGAACUCGGAUUUUUUUGUAAGUGCUUAAUUUUAAUUACCAUAGUUUUUUCAUUAUCAUUAUUUUUAUCGUAAAUAUAAUAAAAUAAAAGAGUUAUCGUUUGCCUAA